CCCGAAGCGAUCGGCAGACCGGUGAUAUAAAAAUAUCAACUUCUUUUUAUGAAGUCAACGUCACGGUGACUAAAUCUCGCGGCGGAAUCCAUGGAUCGAUUUAUAAGGAUCAAAUUUUUUCUAUUUAUCCUCAAAGGAAUCAAUAUUGUGACAAACCUAGCACUUAUGACGUAUCGAGAUGUGAACUAGAGCAGAAUUACUCAGAAGAGUCAGCCUCGCAUCAGUUUCCGCCUCAGACAUCAAUAUCGGGACCUUGAUCGUAGCCGUCAGCAUACGAAGACAUUUCCACGUUUCCCCGCAUCUUAUUUUAUCUGAAAUGCCGCAGCGAUUGUCACUUGUAUUCUUCAGUUCUCGCUAGCUAUGUCCGAGACAGCUAUCUCGCAUACCAACCUACAAAUCCGGACUAAGAUAGUUAGCCAUACGAAUAGACUCUCUCCCAUUUCACAACUCGCGGAUAAGAACCAAAAUGCAUAUACUUGACCUUCCAGUCGAAUUAAUGCACAUGAUCUUGCUCGAAGCUGUCAUUUCCCGGGGUGUCACAAGAGGCCUUAGACUAAAGCUUGUCUGCAGUAGGUCAACUCCCGUCCUCGCCAAGCCAGAAACCAGAAACCAGCUGAUGGUAACUCAGAACGGUUUUACGAAUGCCUCCGGCCUGCUCUAUUUGAGUCGCGGCUUCUUGAUGACUUUAGCAUUAUACCUCGCUACAAUGACCUCGACUUCAUGGAGCUGUGGUAUAUUCGGACGCAGUAUGGGGCAGCCGACUUGUGGCAUUCUUAUUUUGUCUAUCGAGUCCAAAGUAAAAAUGGCCCUCACGUACGCUGCUUCGUCGAAAUACGGCAUUUAGCAGAGAGCCUUUGCCGCCAGACACAAGCAGAGUAUACCGAGAUGGUCGAUAUUUUGUGUUGGCUCGCGCUGGAGCGAUAUGUAGGCGCCCAAGGUUACCGAGAAGACCGUCCACACGAUGGCGAUACACCAGACCUAGGUCAGAAGCUCUUAGGCGCAGCAGCUUACCUCGAUAACCUCCCCCUAGUUAGGCAAUUACUUUCAGAUGGCCAUUGUCCAACAGUGAACAAUCAUAUAAUUCCUUCGCCUAUGCAGCUGGCCGCAUGGGCAGGCAAUGUCGAUAUGUUAAAACUUCUCCAAGAACACUUACCAGAUUUUGAGAAUAUACCAUUUGAAGCCGAUUCCUGGAGAAGCAAAACUGGACCCGGUUCUAUUAAGGGAGCCUCAACCCGCGGAGAUAUGAACAUACUCCGUCUGGCGAUAUAUCCCCCUUCACGAGUAACACCCGAUAGCAAAGAUUUUGCCGGUUACCCAUUUGGUCGAGUCGAUCCAUACUCCCAGCAAGGUGGUGACCUCCGAUCUGCCCUUCUGUGCGCCAAGACCCCAGAAAUUUUCCAGUACAUUCAAAGAUUCUUUCAAGAUCCGGGAGUAGACAACCGGUUCCUCUUGGUGCGCUACGCCGAGCUAGGUAAUGUGGACAUGGUAAGAUAUCUUCUUGAUGCAGGUGUCGAUAUCAACGGCGGAGAGAGGCUUAAUUGUAACCCACUGUCCUGCGCGGCGCGGUACUGGCACGAAGACAUCGUUGAUCUACUACUGAAGCGCGGUGCUGAUCCCAACUAUCAAACCGUGCAGCAGCGCGGCUCGCCGCUGCGAGCUGCGGCUAUGAGUGGAAGUAUGACGAUUGUGCGCAAGCUAAUUGAUAGUGGCGCCAAGUCAAUCGAUAACGACUGGUGGCCGCUUUUCGAAGCUAUCCGGCUUGAACACACUGCUAUGGUGAGACUGCUAUUAGACCUGAACAUUGGCGAUGCAGCUGCUCGGUCGCAGAUAUUAAAGCUGGCGUUGGAUUUGGGCCUAGACUCUAUGGUAGAACUUUUGCAACAACGGGGCGUAAGCCUGCCGUCAUGAUAUUGGUGGAGGCAUGUAAGCGUACAUAAUAUUGAAGUUGUAGAUGGUAGAUUCCUACGGUAGGUAGUUGGG
Molecule: messenger RNA, 1980 nt
Organism: Daldinia vernicosa
Lineage: Eukaryota; Fungi; Ascomycota; Sordariomycetes; Xylariales; Hypoxylaceae
Product: ankyrin
Exons: 1
Coding region: 721-1908 (395 amino acids)
Molecular function (GO): protein binding
Source: RefSeq, a predicted model, not a curated record